Molecule: messenger RNA, 1501 nt
Organism: Triplophysa dalaica
Lineage: Eukaryota; Metazoa; Chordata; Actinopteri; Cypriniformes; Nemacheilidae
Gene: layna
Product: layilin a
Exons: 7
Coding region: 1-1134 (377 amino acids)
Molecular function (GO): hyaluronic acid binding
Source: RefSeq, a predicted model, not a curated record
AUGGAUUUGAUGAAAAUAUCAGCCCGCGCUUUGGUGAUGUUCAGCGUCUCCGUGUGCGCGGCAAGGCUUCUGGAUGGUUUCUCUGAAGGCCAACAGAUAUGCAAGCGUGGCACCGAGAAACCCUGCUAUAAAAUCGCAUACUUUCAGGAUAACCGACGUAAACUCAACUUUGAAGAUGCUAGCCGUGCGUGCAGGAGUGAUGGUGGAGAUCUUCUCAGUAUAGAGUCAAAGGCUGAGCAGGAGCUUAUACAAGCUUUAAUGGCGGAACUUAAAGCGUCUGAUGGUGACUUUUGGAUCGGUCUUCGAAGGGAUCAAGGCUAUGAGGAAAUAAAUGGAGACUGUCCAUCUCAGUACUACUGGCUGGAUGGAAGCCAGGCAACCUUCAGGAACUGGCACUGGGAUGAACCUUCUUGCGGGUUCGAGGUGUGUGUAGUGAUGUAUCAUCAGCCGUCUGCUCCUCCUGGCCAGGGUGGUCCUUACAUGUUCCAGUGGAAUGAUGACAAUUGUGAAACCAAGAACAACUUUAUCUGCAAGUACACCAAAGAUAAACCUCAGGCACGUGUUCCUGCAGAAAAUGGAACAUUAGAAGAUGUGCUUCCAACACCCAGAAUACCCAGAUAUCCCUCUGUCACAGUAAAGGAUGAUGCGGUGAGGGGGGUUGUUACUGAACCGGCAGACAAUGCACUUAAUAUUGUCUACAUUGUACUACCCACCAUACCUCUUCUACUGCUGUUGAUUGUGGCCACAGGAGUUUUCUGCUUCAAGCUUUUCACAAAGAGCAGGAAGAAACCACAGACUGAGAUCAGCCAAAAGGAACCAGGAUACUGGGCAGCCGGAGAAAGAUGCAACAGCCCGAGCCCUGACGUCUACAACGUCAUUCGAAGACAGCGCGAGUCAGACCUCGCCGACACUCGGCCUGAUAUCAAGAACACUUCUUUCCUUGGGUCUUCUCCAGACACACCACCGGGAGAUUAUGACAACCUGGCAGGAAGAGACACGGAAAGUGGUUUUGUGACGCUGGCCAGCACUGAAAGCGGCUUUGUGACCACUGAUAUGUAUGACACAAUGCAAGGUCAUGAAAGUGGGAGAUACUUGAGAGAUCAUGGAUGGAUGGAUGAAUUAUAUGACUAUUGAUAUGCAAGAGGAACGUUAGCUUGAGCAUUCUCCCCUUGAGAAUGAGCCAACCUUAACUGUUAGUAUCUUUCUCUGAGAUUUUUUUUAAUAUUAAAGAUUACGGGGUGUAGCGUUACCAUUAGCGAUUCUGUUAUGAGGCUGCCAUGAUACAUGCUUUAAAAUUUAACAGUCUUUCAAACUUAUCUGUAAGCCCAAUUCCGGCCACUAUGUAAGUGCAAACACUUGGCAAAAUGAAAUUUGAUCAUGAAAAUGGUUUGCAUGACCCUGUUAUGCUGCUUUUAUUGGAUGUGCUGUGUCUGCCUCAGUAAUCACACUUUGACAAUCUCUUGCAGAAUAUUUUCCUACGAAACACGAAAUAAUAAAAAAA